AUCGCGCCCUACACUUUCCCGAUGACAGUGCGGGCACGCCUGGCUUCUUUUAUAUGGAGCUGGAAAACGCUGCGGCAUCAAGCUCAUCUAGCAGCACUGCAGUGGCUACUAGUAGCAGUAGCAUUAGCUCGUCUAGUAGUAGCAAACCUUUUUUUAUGCCGCUAGUAGCGACCGAGGAUGUCGUUGUGGACGCACGGUUUGCGCCUGACGACUGGUAUCUCGCGUACGUUGUAGGAAAUCAGGUACUGACAACUUCUAGGAUUCUAAGUAGGACCCAUCAUUGUUGGAGCAAAGAUGAGUAUCUUCUACUUUUCGACGAGUUACAACAAGUCCAGCUAUAAUUAUAUAUCCAUUCAGGAGCAAGUGUUCGUGACUACACGGCAAGAUGUCGCCGACGGGAAGCCUGGGAUCCCCCUGACACAAAAAUGGAAUAAAGAGAGGCAUUAUGAGGUGUUGUCCUUCUUCUGGAGUCCCGCCGGCUUCAUUCCGCGCCGCGCGCAUGGCGCAGCACGUACUACAGGAGCUGAGAAAACUCAGCCAGCACAUCUAGUCCCUUCCCCGUAUGAACCACAAACGACGGAGCUUGACGCAAAUGCCGGAAUGGCCUUGCCUGCUCCUCGCCACCCACUGGAACUUGUUGUCGUGUCUACGUGUGGCAUCGAAAUUUUUCGGAUCAACAUCGUAAAACACACUGUCAAGUCGGCGCGUACCUACCAGACGCAAGCACGGAAAGUGUGGGUUGAGCCGAAGAAGGGACUCAUGGUGUGCUGCAUCGGGUCCCGCACACUGCAGCCUUUUGAUCUGAGACCCAGACGCACACCGCAGAAGCUUCCGAAAUUUGACCUCUACAUCGGAAAAAGCAAGAGCAUUGAGCACUUCGAUGUCAACG
This is a messenger RNA of Amoebophrya sp. A25, 889 nucleotides long. The record is from the annotation of a GenBank genome assembly. Lineage: Eukaryota; Dinophyceae; Syndiniales; Amoebophryaceae.